This is a messenger RNA of Leishmania major strain Friedlin, 3918 nucleotides long. RefSeq lists its product as hypothetical. NCBI's taxonomy places the organism in Eukaryota, Euglenozoa, Kinetoplastea, Trypanosomatida, Trypanosomatidae. Bases 1 to 3918 code for a protein of 1305 amino acids. The transcript has a single exon. The record is from RefSeq and is a predicted model, not a curated record.
AUGACGGACUGGAGGGCGGAGGCGUCUCGGGUUAUCAAAGCCUUCGAUGACGCGCUUGGACGACCCCCCUUUCCUGUCGACGCCCCCGAUGACCUUGUUAGCAAGGCCGAAGCGGUGCAAGCGACACUUGGCACCGUCGCCGCGGCCGGCAAGCUCGAGUCCCUUGAAGGGGUGAGCGAGGUGACGACGACGUUGCCCAUCCUCUGCGCCUCGCUCAAGGAGGGCACGCCGAACCGCACACCGUGUCUGCGGCUUUAUCGUCCACUGUUGCUGGCGGCCGCCCACGCCAGCUCUCUAUCCACCUAUCCCAUCUCGUACCUUCUAUGUGAUGCAGAGCAGGUGCUGGCUCCUCAAGAGGUCUCUUCACCGACCAGCUCAUCUGUGACGUGCACCCUCGCCAGUGCCUCGACGGCGGCGUCGAGGGAAGUCGAUAGCGAUGACGCAGAGGUGGAGAAGGAGGUGACGCUCUUUGCAUUCAUGGCGCUCACGCACACCUUGACGCCGACCCACAUGCGCCGUUUUCUUCGUUUAGGGGCGCUGGAGCCCCCAACGGCUGGGACCGCUGCCAAUGGCAAAGCGGGGAAAGGCCAAGGAGGCGCCUUACACGCUGACGAUACCGACACCAAGCCGCAUCCUUCUUCUCCAUCAACCACUGCGGCUGGCGCCAAUCGGGCAGGUGAAGUUGGUGGUAGCUACUCCGCUGUGUCACGUGCCCUCUUGCACUCCAUGAUCGAAGCGCCGCUCUCCGAGGAGUGCCGUGCCGUUUUCGAGUCUUUCGUCGACAGCACACCCAAAUUUCUGGCCUGCGUCGCCGGGGACGGAGACCUGGCGCGGCGCAUCUUGGAUGUCUACGCGGGCCACCUCGUUCCGAAGCUGAAGCCGUCUUCGCUGCUCCCCUGCCUCGACGCGCCGCUGCUGGACUACUACGUGGACGUUGUCGCAGCCUCGCAGUGCGCUGGCCACACUACCUUGCUCUCUAGCCGCGAGCUUCGCGACGUAGCGCUUCACGCGUGGGACGCAGCGCGCCUCCGCCGACUUGGCUGCGCAGCAGUGUCGCGGUCUAUCGGCACCGAGGACGCCAUGGCGAGUUUGCUGGUGUACGUAUUUGUGUACCUCAUCUACUGCGACUUCCGUACGGACGAAGCCCCAACGACUCCCCCGCCGUCUCCGCCAGAUACUGCGGAGACGGAGCCACGCCUGUCGGCUACGGAAUCAGACUUGAUUGCUGCCGUCUGCAAGGCAAGCAGGGCGGUCUUUCUCGCCAACAGAGCACCGGCGUCAUGCGCGUCUGCGUCCUUAGCGUAUACGCAGUCCGAGUCGGGUAUUCUCCUGGUGGAAGGGAGCGCUGUGCCGAUGGCGCUGGCGCCUCUGCAGGUCUUUGGGGAUCGUCUUCUGGCUCGACCGGCCGCAGUGGCGCUCUGGCGGAGAGGACUGGUGCCCCAGUUGGAGUGGGGAACGGAAGACGCGACUUUGAUGAUGGCGACAGUCUCAGCGUCGGCAGCAUUGGUGGAGACAAACGUCGUCAGCGUCCUCGAGGGUGUUCUCAGGGGCGUCCCGAGACCAGAUCCAGGUGCCCGCCCAUCCACAAAGCGUGAACAGGAGUCCGCAAAGGGUGGCGCUGCCAAGUCGAAGCGAACGCAGAAGAAGGCUGCCGGUCGAAGCGGCAAAGGCUCUCGUAUCGAUGCCGCAUCGAGCUCAUCGACUGGAGGGCAGCCGAGCGCUGCAGCAGCAGCUGUUCCAGCGCCUAUUCCUCUCUCGGAGCUGCUCUCUGGCUGCUGUACUUGUCUUCUCUUGACGGCGCUGCUGCGUGCUGGCACAGAAGCGUCACGCGGUGAGGGCGGGAGUUCCGUGGAGAGUGUGUGCUAUCAAGACGGACAUGUGCUUGACUGCGUCGUUCGCGCGUACUCCUAUCUGUUGCAGUACCAGUCGCAGCGCCUCAGCGCUGCCUUGUGGCACAACUUCAGCAUCUUCACAUGCUUCGUGUGGCAGUGGGCAAUGACAGCGUUGUGCAGAGACACUGAAGGCGGUGGCGUGACCUACCUUCCGUCUAUGAGGACGCUCCUGAGUGCACCGUCGACGGUAGUGGUGUUGACCGCUCUCACACAGGACACGGGCUGCAUUUUGUGGCUAUCGCCCCUCUUGCUGCCUUCGUAUUUCUCUCCGCCAUCCACGUCGAAUGCGGCUGCGGAGAUGCUGUCGCAGGUGUUGUGGGACUUUCCCUGCCGCGCGCUGUGGAUCGCUAUUGUGCGUGCCGCUGCAAGUGGAGAGAUCGUGCGAGCAGGAGGGAAGACAGCCAGGCAAGCAGCCAAGACCACUUCUUCGCUGUUGAAACAGCAGUUGCACCCGAUCCCUCCCGCCUUUCUGCUGGGUCUGCUGUGCAGUCAGUGGAGCGACGCCGUUGUUGCCGACGUAGCGGAGUGCGUUGCCGCUACCACGGUGGGCUCUGGCGACGGCACGGCGCUGGUGGCCAGCCUGAUCCGCAUGCGCACCUCAAACGCAUGUGCUGGUGAGGUAGCGCUGCCGCCAAGGUGCGGUCUUGCGUUCGAGCGUGCACCGGCUUCCGCUUCCCAGCACGGGCUUCAGCGUUUGCUGGACGAGGUGGGAAGGCUGCAGGCAAAGUACCUCGCCGCAGCGAAAUCGGUGCGGCAGGAGGCGCACGAAGAGAAUCGCCAACGGAUGCAGGAGCAGCUGCAGAGCAUUCACGCGUUAGCUGACGCGCACCGUGCGUUUUGCAAUGCAGCAGAGGCGAAGCGCGCGGCGCGGACUGCUGAGCAGCAGCGUGUGCAAGAGGAGCUCCAGCGUCGGCGCGCCGCCCAUGCCGCUCGCCUCCGUGACGAUGCAGCGGCACUGGAGCGAAAGCGGCAGGUCGCACUCGAAACACUGCAGCGCAAAGCAACGCAGAGCCGUGCAGACGCCGAGGCGGCUCGUCAGCGGCGCUUCGACUCCUAUCGUCGCCGCCUGGAGAGCGAAUACCGCGUAUCGACUUUCCUGGAGCACCUGCAGCUGUCCUCGGCCCGCGUGAUGGAGGUGCGGGAGGCGCUGCGGACCGUCAUGGACAGCAUCACCCCAGAUGACCUUCUCGAGUAUUUAGUCUCUGGAAAGGCGAAGGUGCCCGCGGACAUGCUCGACGGAGAUGACGGUGUGAAUGCUGCCGAUAAGGUUGAGGCCAGGGGCGCAAAUGUGGACCAGAGAACCGCUUCAAGCUGUCAGCGAGCGACAGAGCGCCAAGCACCGAUGUCAGCGCCACCACGUCCCCCAGCCACCGGAGAGCGGCGCGACUUCUGGGCAGAUGUUAUGGAUGGAGCCUCGACCGAUAGAGGGACUGUCUCCCGAGGUGAUGAGGAAAGCAGCUAUCAUCGAAUCAGUGAGGCCGCUCCAGCGCCGGCGAUGACAACGGCAGAUGUUAAUGUGGCUCCCGCGCGCCACAAUCGUUCUUUUCACGCUCGCAUCGCGCCGUUGAUGGACCUCUUCUGCUACGAUGACGGGGACGAGUUUGGUCGUGUCCCUCAUAUGCUGCCGAACCUUUGCCUGCGUAUGGCGUCCCGUGUGUGGCCGGCACCGCGGGUGCAGUCACUCGGCUUCACCGACGUGCGCGACGCUUUUGAGCGGAUGAGAGACCGCGGCCUUGUUCGCAUCCAAGACGACGUUUCGCAGCUCACCCUUCUCGGCUUUCGCUACCACUACCCGUUUCACGACCCGGAUGGGAUGCUUGAGGUACACCUGCGCGAGGCACGAGAACGCGUACGGGCGUUGGUGGAGACACAGAAAGGCUGGCGACGCGACAACGCCGCCGACGAUGAGAGCAGCGAAGGUGACGAGAGCGUGGUCGCCAAAGAAGACGAGGCGAACGAGGAAGAUGAGACGAGUGGGCACCUCCGCGAGGAUCGACUUCUGUCAGAUGUGGAGUUUGGUAUCUAG